AGAAAAAGAAGAGCUGCAGCCUGCAGUCGGCCGGUUCUCGCCACCUCUCGCACCUCCACUGAGCGCACCAGCCGCCCCCAUCCUCCUCUCCCUCCCCCGGCGCAGGCUGAGCACGCGGAUCUCUCGGGCAGCGGAGGCAAGGCGCGGCGGCGGCGGCGGCCCUCGAAGCGGCGCCCCCGGGUGGGGCCUCGCAGGCGGCGGGGAGGGAGGCGGAGGCGGAGAUGAGCCGGGGGCGGUCGCCGGAGCCAUUGGAUUUCUUCAUCUGGACUGUGCAGGAUGUGGGUUUAUGGUUGGAGGAAAUAAAUCUCGGAAGCUAUCGCCAGUCAUUUGAAGAAAAUGGUGUGAAUGGAGAGUAUCUAGAAAGCCUGUCGAUGUUCACCACAGAGCAGAUUCUUCGAUUCAUAAGACGGUGUCAUAUGAAAUGGGGAGAUUUUAUUACGCUCUGUAAAGAGUUGAGGCGCAUCAAAGUCGCCUGCCUGAAAGGGGAACAGGAAGUCCGCAGGCCGUGGUGGGCGCCAUCAUGCCUGUCAGCUGUGUUCGUGCGGGUGGCCAAGCGCAACCGGCAGUCCCGCGUCGUCUCCCUGAAGCUUGAAGCCUAGCAGGCUUGCCAUCACCCGCCCCUGCAGCAGAGCCCCGUGCACCGCCACCGGUGCACUCCAGGGCGCCUCUCUCACUCUGUACCAUACAGCACUAGGUCUCGGCGGUCCUGGAACCUGUUCUUUGCCUUAGAAUUAUCAUCCUGCUGGAUGACCAGAGCCAUCGAGCUCGAUGACCAGUGCGUGUGUCGUGAAUUUGCUUCUUUCCCAUAUAUAUACACACAUAGGGUUGUGGAUGGAUUGUUUUGGAGAUGGUAAGAUGAUGUAGACGGAGAACAUGCCUGCGUGCAUUACAUCCGGCUUUCGCGUGCUGUGCAGAUAGUCGCUUUGUAAAAGUGUCUGAAAGUAUCGGGUGUCUCGUCUCCUCCA
This is a messenger RNA of Panicum virgatum (switchgrass), 965 nucleotides long. RefSeq lists its product as uncharacterized. Gene Ontology annotation, molecular function: protein binding. The record is from RefSeq and is a predicted model, not a curated record. Lineage: Eukaryota; Viridiplantae; Streptophyta; Magnoliopsida; Poales; Poaceae. The coding region runs from base 222 to 599 and encodes 125 amino acids. The transcript has 4 exons.